AUAGCUUGUUCAGAUUUUGCCAUAUUCAAUUUCUUGGCAUGUGGUUUUGAUUUGGAUAAACAUUAAAAGUUAUGAAAAGCCCGCUCAACAUGUUGACCCAUUUGAUCCCUCUGGUUUAUCCGGGAAUAUACACAAUGAAAUACAGAUUGACCCGUUUCAUAAUAUAUGCAUUUUGGACCGUCUGCAUAGUUAGUAAUGUUUGUACUCAAAACCAGUUGAGCCUCACAAGAUUUCACACGUCAAAUUCAUUGGAUGCCCUAACCUUCGUUGCAGAUAACAGGCAAUUUCCUGGCAGAAACGUAUGUGGUUUUAGGGCACAAUAGUAAACUCUGAUAUGGACUUUUUACAGUAUGUGAAGUAUUAGGCAAGGGAAUUGACCUGAAAUUCAUUGAAUGCUUCCCAGCACGAAGGUGUCGUGAUGUGAAGAGGAGUAAUAACACGCUACGCAACCACAUUAUCAACGAUUCGUGGUGAAUUUGAUGAACACUUCAAGUGUCAUACGCGUUUUUGAGGGAUAUUUUGGUUGAAUAUUCUGAGGAUGUAUGUUUUAUAUGGUAGGCUUGUUUGGGCUACAGCCUUCAGAAUUUGUUGGAACUCAUCAGCCUUCGUGAAGAGUAAAAGCCAAAUGGUCUCAAAGACACAACUUUGGAGAUUACGCUGAAAAAUAGCAUAAAUCAUCUCAGCUUUACCGAGUGUUAAAGCCUUAUUGUCUCAAAUUCAGAGAUUAGACCUAAUAGUGCCCUAGUCUCAAACUCAGAUUACAUGUAAUAGCUGGAGGAAUCAAUCCAACUUUCCAAAUAACAAAAGCCCAAUAGUCUUAUACUCGAAUUAUAGGUAAUAGCUAGAGAAAUCAUCCUGGCUUUAUCAAGAUAGAUCCAAGACUACGAGCCUAAGUUACUGACAGAGAGAUUAUACUCAAUAGCAGGAGGAAUCUCUUGACCAUUUAAGAGCAAAGCCCAAUAGUCUCUCAACUCACAGCUUACAACUAAUAGCAGGGAGAAUUGUCCUAAGCUUGGAAAGGCUAAAAUUCCAAUAGUCUAACUCAGACUAGAGCCUUUCAGUCUUGGUAAGAAUUAGAUCACGAUAAUCUCAUUUCUACGUACUGGGAAAAAGGAAUUUUUUUUGCUUUGGCAGAAGAAGAAGAGACCUCUCCAACAAGCGGUAGUUAAUAUGUCACUGACUACAUACAAUCCUUUAGACAGGACUAUGUCCUCUCCAUCCAAGAUAUAUGAUGUUUUCUUAAGUUUCAGAGGGGAGGACGUAAGAAAAACAUUUGUAGAUCAUCUGUAUACUUCCUUGGAAAAUGCAGGGGUUAAUGCUUUCCUUGAUAGCCAAAAGUUGAAAAGGGGGGACGAGAUCAGUUCAACUAUUCUAGAGGCAAUCGACAACAGUGCCAUCCACAUUCCAAUCUUCACCGCGAACUUUGCAGAGUCCCAUUGGUGCCUGGACGAGGUUGCUCAAAUGUGCAAAUCAAAUGGUAUAAUUAUACCCUUAUUCUUUUAUGUCAAGCCAACAGAUGUAAGAAAUCCUGGGAGAGGUGUCUUUGCUGAGGCUUUUGAGAAGAAGAAACAAAGAUACACACCAGAACGAAUCAGUGAGUGGAAAAGUGCUCUCUUUAAAGUUUCCUCCUUCUCUGGAUGGUCUACGGAAGACACAGCAGGAUAUGAAGCAGAACUCGUCAAGCUUGUAGUCCAGGAUGUUUUCAAGACUUUACAACAAAAGUCUACCUCAGUGGAGGAAGCUCCACCCCAGCCCUUAGAAGAAGACCCCUCAGAUACAACACCCCAGGAGAUCAGAAAUGAACCACUCAGAAUUUCAAAGUCAAUCUUCAUCGAUAUGGCAGAACACACGAGUAAAGUUAUAAAAAUGCUCAAUAUAGAUUCUGAUGAGAAUGUCCUAACUGUUGCCAUUUAUGGAAAUGGAGGUGUCGGAAAAACCUCGCUAGCAAAGGCCAUUCACAAUCAGAUCUAUCUCAAAUUUGAUGCUACCUGCUUUGUAUAUGAUGUGCGUCAUAAAGCCCAAGAGUCGAAUGGUGUAGCUAAGAUGCAGCGCCAGAUAUUGAAAGACCUUGCAAAGUUCAAGGAUAAAGUUAAUGAUGAGGCUCAUGGAAAGAUGUUGAUGAAGGGCCGUUUGAGGUCCAUUAAGGCCCUUGUUAUUCUGGAAUAUGUUGAUGACUGGAAGCAGUUGGAGGCUCUACGAGGUGAUUGGUUUGGACCAGGUAGCAGAGUGCUUGUAACAACGCUUGAUCCCAACAUACUAAAGAAUGAAACUGGAAGUUUUGUUUAUGAAUUGGAGGGAUUGUCUAAGGAACAUGCCCUUGAAUUUUUUAGUUGGCAUGCUUUCAUGAGAGAUAAACCCAAAGAACAUUAUAGAGAAUUGUCAUGCAAAGCUGUGGAUAUUUGCAAUAGGUUGCCAUUUUCACUUGAAGUUUUGGGUGCUCAUUUGUAUAAUAGAGAAUUAAGCCAUUGGAAUCAAGUCAUUCAAAUACUAGAAUGUUCAAGUUACCGUGGCAAGUACGCCAUUCUUAGACUUUGUUACGAUGGCCUCAAACCUGAACAAAAGGAGAUGUUUUUAGACAUGGCUUGUUUAUUCAUAGGAAGAAAGAGGGUAAGUGUGAUUAGCUUUUGGAAAGCUAGUCAUUUGUAUCCCAAUGCAGGCCUAACAAAAAUGAAGCUGAAAUCACUCAUUAAAUUAGAUGAGCAUGAUAGACUUGCAAUGCAUAGUGAGCUGAGGGAUAUGGGAAGAGCCAUUGUAGAAGAUGAAUCAGCAGAACCAGGGAAGCGUAGCAGAUUGUGGAAGCCAGAAGAGGUUGAACUAGUCUUAAUGGAAGAAAAGGGAACAGAAAGGGUGAGAUGUCUUACAUACCUUCAGAAAGAUGUAAAACUUCAAACUCAUAGUUUUCAAAGAAUGUGUAAUUUGCAAUUGCUUUGGCUUGAUGGAGCUCUUGUAGAGGGAGACUAUAGAAAAAUGCCUCCAGAUUUGAAGUGGCUAAGAUGGGAAAAUUGCCCUCUAAAAUGCUUGCCAUGUGAAUGGAAUAUGAAACGUGUAGUUGUACUUGAUUUAAGCUUCAGCAAAGGGAUUGAGGCACUGUGGUCAGAACCAUCCAAUAUUGAGGCUCUGAAAAACCUCAAAGUACUUAAGCUAAAUUACUGCACAAGUCUUCAAGUCCUUCCAGAUUUAGCCAACCACACGUCUAUCAUUCAACUGGAGCUCUGUGGUUGUAAAGAACUGAGGGAACUACCAGAGUCCAUUGGAUUUCUGACAGAGCUUAAGUUCCUUGAUCUGUCAAAUUGCUGCAACUUAAUCCAACUUCCAAACACCAUAAGUAACCUAAAAUCUCUGGAGGUGCUCUUUUUAUCAAAUUGUCACCGUAUCAGAAUGUUACCCGACUCAUUUGAAGAUCUGGGAGUACUGAAAAAAGUCAAAUUGGAUGGAAUGCCCUUAAAGAAUUUGCCCAAAUCCUUUAGAUGGCUGUCCUGCUUGGAGAAGCUGUCUCUUCAUGGUUGCCAUGAAUUGAGAAGCCUUCCUCAACCAAUAGGAGAAUUGAAUCGCUUGCGAUAUCUGGAUUUACAUGGUUGUUCUAGUUUACAGACUCUACCUAACUCAAUCUAUGAACUUGAAAGCUUAUGCCGGUUGGAUAUGACUGGUUCUGGAAGAAUCAGCUUAGAAGCAGAGAUAGGGGACCUUGUUUGUCUGGAAAGGUUGGUCCUAAGUAAUUGUGCAGCAAUAUGGAGAUUGCCUAUAUCAAUAGGUCAGCUUAAUUGUUUACAACAUCUGAACCUGAAUCACUGCACUUCUUUGAUUCGACUGCCAGAGGAGUUGGGAGAUCUGGUCCGUUUAGAGGAGUUGUUGCUCAAUGAAUGCUACAAUCUAUGCGAGCUUCCCCAGAGCAUCGGGAAGCUUUCUUGCCUAAAGACUCUAGAAAUGGAAGAAACCUACAGUCUAUCUGUUCUUCCAGCUAGCUUUUCAAGACUUACGUCCUUAAAGAAUCUAAAAGCGGGUGGUUGUCCUCUACCACAAUAUAUUGGAGAGCUGUCAUCAUUAGAAAAUAUGCAUCUUAAGUCAUACAAAAUGUCCUUUUUGCCACCAACUUUUGGCACACUUCUGCGCCUAAGCAAACUCUACCUGCAUCACUGUACAGAGUUUUUGGAACUUCCACUUCUUCCAAAGGAACUCAUUGAAGUGCGUAUUCAAGACUGUUUGGGACUAAAGAAAAUCUCUAACAUGUCACAUAUGAAGAGGCUUAAGCUGCUGAGGAUACACAACUGCAGGGAACUUGUUGAAUUGCCCGACUUUGGGUCCUUGCAGUCAUUGCAAGAGCUCUCAAUAUCAGAAUGUAGGAAUGUUAAGCGUAUUCAAGGAAUGGAAGGGAUGAAAUCCUUAAAAAAAGUGCAUGUUACAGGUUGCAGAUUGGCUGGCUCAGGAAGCUCAAUAUUGAAACCCCGCCAAUUAAUCAAGGAAACACGUUGUCUAGAGUUACUCAGUUUUUCAGCAAAUGGGGUUCCAGAGUGCUUAGAAAAGAAGAUGGAAACCAGUGGUGAUGAUUUACUGAAUGCUACAGUGGACAGCACCGAGCAAUGUUCAGGGAUUGUAUUAUGCUUUAUGGUGAGGUUCAAGAGUGGGAUUAGUUCAGUGGGUGUAGAACUAAGCACUUUAAGAGAUGGCGAGGAGAUUUUCAAUACCAGGCUCGUUAACCACUCAAAAACUGUAGAAGGAGAUCAGAUUUUUGUGCACAUUUUGCAUAAAAAUCACCCCAUGGUUAUGAUGCUGCAAAGUGGAGAUGUGGUCCGGGCAAAGGAAGACAGAGAUAAAGGAAGAAUGAUAAGAAGUGGUGGAAUGCAAUUCUUCUCUGAAGGAGUAGAUGGGAAAAGAGAAGAUUUAAUACUGGAGAGCUUGGGAAAGGAUUUGACAAAGUUAAUGGAAGAUUACCGUGAAAAUCUAGCCUUUGAAGACGAGGGAUCUCAUUUCUACAUACUAGGGAAAAGGAACUUUAUUUUGCUUUGGCAGAAGAAGAAGAGACCUCUCCAACAAGCGGUAAUUAAUAUGGCAUUGAUUAGAUACAAUCCUUUAGACAGGACAAUGCCCUCUCCAUCCAAGAUAUAUGAUGUUUUCUUAAGUUUCAGAGGGGAGGACGUAAGAAAAACAUUUGUAGAUCAUCUGUAUACUUCCUUGGAAAAUGCAGGGGUUAAUGCUUUCCUUGAUAGCCAAAAGUUGAAAAGGGGGGACGAGAUCAGUUCAACUAUUCAAGAGGCAAUCGACAACAGUGCCAUCCUCAUUCCAAUCUUCACCGCCAACUUUGCAGAGUCCCAUUGGUGCCUGGACGAGGUUGCUCAAAUGUGCAAAUCAAAUGGUAUGUGUAUACCCUUAUUCUUUUAUGUCAAGCCAACAGAUGUAAGAAAUCCUGGGAGAGGUGUCUUUGCUGAGGCUUUUGAGAAGAAGAAACAAAGAUACACACCGGAACGAAUUAGCGAGUGGAACAGUGCUCUCUUUAAAGUUUCCUCGUUCUCUGGAUGGUCUACAGAAGACACAGCAGGAUAUGAAGCAGAACUAGUCAAGCUUGUAGUCCAGGAUGUUUUCAAGACAUUACAACAAAAGUCUACCUCAGUGGAGGAAGCUCCACUCCAGCCCUCAGAAGAAGACCCCUCAGAUACGACACCCCAAGAGAUCAGAAAUGAACCACUCAGAAUUUCAAAGUCAAUCUUCAUCUAUAUGGCAGAACACAUAAGUAAAGUUAUAAAAAAGCUCAAUACAGAUUCUGAUGAGAAUGUCCAAACUGUUGCCAUUUAUGGAAAUGGAGGUGUCGGAAAAACCUCGCUAGCAAAGGCCAUUCACAAUCAGAUCUAUCUCAAAUUCGAUGCUACCUGCUUUGUAUAUGAUGUGCGUCAUAAAGCCCAAGAGAUAAAUGGUGUAGCUAAGAUGCAGCGCCAGAUAUUGAAAAACCUCGUCAAGUUCAAGGAUAAAGUUAAUAAUGAGGCUCAUGGAAAGAUGUUGAUGAAGGGCCGUUUGAGGUCCAUUAAGGCCCUUGUUAUUCUGGAAUAUGUUGAUGACUGGAAGCAGUUGGAGGCUCUACGAGGUGAUUGGUUUGGACCAGGUAGCAGAGUGCUUGUAACAACGCUUGACCCCAACAUACUAAAUAUUGAAAAUGGAAGUUUUGUUUAUGAAUUGCAGGGACUGUCUAAGGAACACGCCCUUGAAUUUUUUAGCUGGCAUGCUUUCAUGAGAGAUAAACCCAAAGAAUAUUAUAGAGCAUUGUCAUGCAAAGCUGUGGAUAUUUGCAAUAGGUUGCCAUUUUCACUUGAAGUUUUGGGUGCACAUUUGUAUAAUAAAGACUUAAGCCAUUGGAAUCAAGUCAUUCAAACACUAGAAUAUUCAAGUAACCAUGGCAAGUACGCCAUUCUUAGACUUUGUUAUGAUGGCCUCAAAUCUGACCAAAAGGAGAUGUCUUUAGACAUGGCUUGUUUAUUCAUAGGAAGAAAGAGGGUAAGUGUGAUUAGCUUUUGGAAAGCUAGUCAUUUGCAUCCCAAUGUAGGCCUAACAAAAAUGAAGCUGAAAUCACUCAUUAAAUUCGAUGAGCAAGAUAGACUUGCAAUGCAUAGUGAGCUGAGGGAUAUGGGAAGAGCCAUUGUAGAAGAUGAAUCAGCAGAACCAGGAAAGCGUAGCAGAUUGUGGAAGCCAGAAGAGGUUGAACAAGUCUUAAUGGAAGAAAAGGGAACAGAAAGGGUGAGAUGUCUUACAUACCUUCAGAAAGAUGUAAAACUUCAAACUCGUAGUUUUCAAAGAAUGUGUAAUUUGCAAUUGCUUUGGCUUGAUGGAGCUCUUGUAGAGGGAGACUAUAGAAAAAUGCCUCCAGAUUUGAAGUGGCUAAGAUGGGAAAACUGCCCUCUAAAAUGCUUGCCAUGUGAAUGGAAUAUGAAACGUGUAGUUGUACUUGAUUUAAGCUUCAGCAAAGGGAUUGAGGCACUGUGGUCAGAACCAUCCAAUAUUGAGGCUCUGAAAAACCUCAAAGUACUUAAGCUAAAUUACUGCACAAGUCUUCAAGUCCUUCCAGAUUUAGCCAACCACACGUCUAUCAUUCAACUGGAGCUCUGUGGUUGUAUAAAACUGAGGGAACUACCAGAGUCCAUUGGAUUUCUGACAGAGCUUAAGUUCCUUGAUCUGUCAAAUUGCUGCAACUUAAUCCUACUUCCAAACACCAUAUGUAACCUAAAAUCUCUGGAGGUGCUCUUUUUAUCAAAUUGUCACCGUAUCAGAAUGUUACCCGACUCAUUUGAAGAUCUGGGAGUUCUAAAAAAGGUCAAAUUGGAUGGAAUGCCCUUAAAGAAUUUGCCCAAAUCCUUUAGAUGGCUGUCCUGCUUGGAGAAGCUGUCUCUUCAUGGUUGCCAUGAAUUGAGAAGCCUUCCUCAACCACUAGGAGAAUUGAAUCGCUUGCGAUAUCUGGAUUUACAUGGUUGUUCUAGUUUACAGACUCUACCUAACUCAAUCUAUGAACUUGAAAGCUUAUGCCGGUUGGAUAUGACUGGUUGUGGAAGAAUCAGCUUAGAAGCAGAGAUAGGGGACCUUGUUUGUCUGGAAAGGCUGGUCCUAAGUAAUUGUGCAGCAAUAUGGAGAUUGCCUAUAUCAAUAGGUCAGCUUAAUUGUUUACAACAUCUGAACCUGAAUCACUGCACUUCUUUGGUUCGACUGCCAGAGGAGUUGGGAGAUCUGGUCCGUUUAGAGGAGUUGUUGCUCAAUGAAUGCUACAAUCUAUGCGAGCUUCCCCAGAGCAUAGGGAAACUUUCUUGCCUAAAGACUCUAGAAAUGGAAGAAACCUACAGUCUAUCUGUUCUUCCAGCUAGCUUUUCAAGACUCACGUCCUUAAAGAAUCUAAGAGCGGGUGGUUGUCCUCUACCACAACAUAUUGGAGAGCUAUCAUCAUUAGAAAAUAUGCAUCUUAAGUCAUACAAAAUGUCCUUUUUGCCACCAACUUUUGGCACACUUUUGCGCCUAAGCAAACUCUACCUGCAUCACUGUACAGAGUUUUUGGAACUUCCAUUUCUUCCAAAGGAACUCAUUGAAGUGCGUAUUCAAGACUGUUUGGGACUAAAGAAAACCUCUAACAUGUCACAUAUGAAGAGGCUUAAGCUGCUGAGGAUACACAACUGCAGGGAACUUGUUGAAUUGCCCGACUUUGGGUCCUUGCAGUCAUUGCAAGAGCUCUCAAUAUCAGAAUGUAGGAAUGUUAAGCGUAUUCAAGGAAUGGAAGGGAUGAAAUCCUUAAGAAAAGUGCAUGCUACAGGUUGCAGAUUGGCUGGCUCAGGGAGCUCAAUAUUGAAACCCCGCCAAUUAAUCAAGGAAACACGUUGUCUGGAGUUACUCAGUUUUUCAGCAAAUGGGGUUCCAGAGUGCUUAGAAAAGAAGAUGGAAACCAGUGGUGAUGAUUUACUGAAUGCUACAGUGGACAGCACCGAGCAAUGUUCAGGGAUUGUAUUAUGCUUUAUGGUGAGGUUCAAGAGUGGGAUUAGUUCAGUGGGUGUAGAACUAAGCACUUUAAGAGAUGGCGAGGAGAUUUUCAAUACCAGGCUCGUUAACCACUCAAAAACUGUAGAAGGAGAUCAGAUUUUUGUGCACAUUUUGCAUAAAAAUCACCCCAUGGUUAUGAUGCUGCAAAGUGGAGAUGUGGUCCGGGCAAAGGAAGACAGAGAUAAAGGAAGAAUGAUAAGAAGUGGUGGAAUGCAAUUCUUCUCUGAAGGAGUAGAUGGGAAAAGAGAAGAUUUAAUACUGGAGAGCUUGGGAAAGGAUUUGACAAAGUUAAUGGAAGAUUACCGUGAAAAUCUAGCCUUUGAAGACGAGGAAUAAAACUGGAGCUGAAAAAUCUUCUCAGGUUGCUGUUCUAGUCAAUGAGGCUCUUGUCUUUAAUAGGAUAUUCCCCUUUUUUAAACCAACCUAAGAAAAUAGCAAAAGUAGCAUGGUAUCCGUAAAUUUUCUGAACCAUAAACAAAGUUAAGUUUUUAGAUCCUAUACAUAAAUGUGAUGUUGCAAUGUCCUACAUGGGCAACUGCAAUCAUUCAAAUUACCCAUUCAAAUGGAAUUCAGAUGUAUAUAUUUCAUACAAAUGGAAGCAAACCUGUUUGGAACAACUAUGUAAACUGUAAAUCAACGAAAGUAUUCUUAUUCUAUUCUA
Molecule: messenger RNA, 9160 nt
Organism: Cryptomeria japonica (Japanese cedar)
Lineage: Eukaryota; Viridiplantae; Streptophyta; Pinopsida; Cupressales; Cupressaceae
Exons: 10
Coding region: 1171-8835 (2554 amino acids)
Biological process (GO): signal transduction; defense response
Molecular function (GO): ATP hydrolysis activity; ADP binding
Source: RefSeq, a predicted model, not a curated record